AUGGUCAAAUACAUUCUGAAGAGUCAGAUCAGUGUGCGUGGCAUCGCGGGGCUGGGCGACGUGGCCGAGGUGCGGAAGAGCUUCAACCGGCACCUGCACUUCACGCUGGUCAAGGACCGCAACGUGGCCACGCCCCGCGACUACUUCUUCGCGCUGGCACACACGGUGCGCGACCACCUGGUGGGCCGCUGGAUCCGCACGCAGCAGCACUACUACGAGCGCGACCCCAAGCGCAUUUACUACCUGUCACUGGAGUUCUACAUGGGCCGAACGCUGCAGAACACCAUGGUGAACCUGGGCCUGCAGAACGCCUGCGAUGAAGCUAUUUACCAGCUGGGGUUGGACAUGGAAGAACUGGAGGAGAUAGAAGAGGAUGCUGGCCUUGGGAACGGCGGCCUGGGGCGGCUGGCAGCCUGUUUUCUUGACUCGAUGGCCACCCUGGGCCUGGCCGCAUACGGCUACGGAAUCCGCUACGAAUUUGGGAUUUUCAACCAGAAGAUCGUCAACGGCUGGCAGGUAGAAGAGGCCGACGACUGGCUGCGCUACGGCAACCCGUGGGAGAAGGCCCGGCCGGAGUACAUGCUGCCCGUGCACUUCUACGGCAGGGUGCAGCACACCCCCGAGGGCGCCAAGUGGCUGGACACACAGGUGGUGCUCGCCAUGCCCUACGACACCCCAGUGCCUGGCUACAAGAACAACACUGUCAACACCAUGAGGCUCUGGUCCGCCAAGGCGCCCAACGACUUCAAGCUGCAGGACUUCAACGUGGGCGACUACAUCGAAGCUGUCCUGGACAGAAACUUGGCUGAGAACAUCUCCAGGGUCCUGUAUCCAAACGACAAUUUCUUCGAGGGCAAGGAGCUCCGCCUGAAGCAGGAGUACUUUGUGGUGGCUGCCACCCUGCAGGACAUCAUCCGCCGCUUCAAGUCAUCCAAGUUUGGCUGCAGGGACCCAGUGAGAACCUCCUUCGAGACCUUUCCAGACAAGGUGGCCAUCCAGCUGAACGACACGCACCCAGCCCUUUCCAUCCCCGAGCUCAUGCGGAUCCUGGUGGACGUGGAGAAGGUGGACUGGGACAAGGCCUGGGAAAUCACGAAGAAGACCUGUGCCUACACCAACCACACCGUGCUGCCCGAGGCCCUGGAGCGCUGGCCCGUGUCCAUGUUCGAGAAGCUGCUGCCGCGGCACCUGGACAUCAUCUACGCCAUCAACCAGAGGCACCUGGAUCAUGUGGCCGCCUUGUUUCCGGGGGAUGUGGACCGCCUCAGGAGGAUGUCUGUGAUUGAGGAAGGCGACUGCAAGCGGAUCAACAUGGCCCAUCUGUGUGUGAUUGGGUCCCACGCGGUCAACGGGGUCGCCAGGAUCCACUCAGAGAUUGUGAAGCAGUCUGUCUUUAAGGAUUUUUAUGAGCUGGAGCCCGAGAAGUUCCAGAAUAAGACAAAUGGCAUCACGCCCCGACGGUGGCUGCUGCUGUGCAACCCGGGGCUGGCGGGCACCAUCGCGGGGAAGCUGCUGCCGCUGGUCAGCGACGAGGCCUUCAUCAGAGACGUGGCCAAGGUCAAGCAGACAGGAAUAAAGAAGGAUCCGGGCAAGGCCUUCGUGCCUAGGACUGUCAUGAUUGGGGGCAAGGCAGCGCCCGGGUACCACAUGGCCAAGAUGAUCAUCAAGCUGGUCACGUCCAUCGGCAAUGUCGUCAAUCAUGACCCCGUCGUGGGUGACAGGCUCAAAGUGAUCUUCCUGGAGAACUACCGGGUGUCCCUGGCUGAGAAAGUCAUCCCGGCUGCCGACCUGUCACAGCAGAUCUCCACUGCGGGCACCGAGGCCUCGGGCACAGGCAACAUGAAGUUCAUGCUCAACGGGGCACUCACCAUUGGCACCAUGGACGGCGCCAACGUGGAGAUGGCUGAGGAAGCCGGGGCUGAGAACCUCUUCAUCUUCGGCCUGCGGGUGGAGGAUGUCGAGGCCCUGGACCGGAAAGGGUACAAUGCCAGGGAGUACUACGAGCGCCUGCCCGAGCUGAGGCAGGCCGUGGACCAGAUCAGUAGCGGCUUCUUCUCCCCCAAGGACCCGGACUGCUUCAGAGAUGUCGUCAACAUGCUGAUGUACCAUGACAGGUUCAAGGUGUUUGCAGACUACGAUGCCUACAUUCAGUGCCAGGCCCAGGUGGACCAGCUGUACCGGAACCCCAAGGAGUGGACCAAGAAGGUCAUCAGGAACAUCGCUUGCUCGGGCAAGUUCUCUAGUGACCGGACCAUCACAGAGUAUGCCCGGGAAAUCUGGGGCGUGGAGCCCUCCGACCUGCAGAUCCCGCCCCCCAACGUCCCCAGGGACUAGGCAGCCCCGGAAAUAGAUGGGCUUUUGUUUCUUGCUGACUUUGCACCUCAUGCCAGUUUCCAAGCACUGUGUCAGCAGCUGGUGGUCCCUGCUUUUCUCAGUGCUGUUUCCAGGAGGGGCCCUGGGUGACUCGGAGGGAGGGAGGGAGGGAGGGGGACAAGGAAGUAGGUGCCCGCAGUGUGACAUCUCGGGUUCCUGCAGAGGAAGGUGAGGUUUGCAGCAGAGGCGGUGGGCAGAAGCGGCCGCCAGCCAGGCUCCUAGAAUCCCUGUACACAUCUCACUGUGAGCUUACGAUUUUUAGUUUGGAGCCUCAUUCUGAGGAGAGCAGGUGGCCAGUAAACUGGGCAUGGGUGUGUUCCACAGAGCCAGGCCAAGCCACUGUGGCCCAUCCUCCUGGCCCAGCUCUGCCUUCUGGCCAUGCCGAGAGGGGUCAGACCACCUAGCACUGUCCUCAACAGCUGCCCGUCCUCGGUUCUCUGUCCUUGGAUCCAGAGGCCCUGCCCUUGCAACCAUCCUGGGCACCUGUGUCAAGUGUCACAGAGGCCUUGGCUAGGACCAGGCAGGGCAAUGCACAGUUGGCUUGGUUUUGCUUUUUCCAAAGAAAACAGUUCACAAGGAAAUGAAACCAGGCAAAGCUGUUUCUUGUCUUAGCAUCUAAAAAUGGUACUUGGUCAGUUUUGUGUCUAGGGGACCGUGCUGUGGAUGGUUUUGCCUGGCUAGAGGCAGGCCAAUGCCGUCCUGGCCCGAUUACCAGGCCGCCAUCCCUGCAGCAGGUCGGGCCAUGCCCCGUGACCCUAUCCAUUCCUGGAGUACGUGUCCUGCUCACACGGCCGGGCCCCAUCCUCAUCCGUGUCCACCAGUGCAGCUUUCUGGGCUGGAGAACAGACCACGUGGCCCAGAGGAGCCCAGAUUCUGCCCAGCUCGGCUGGCAGGUCUGGGUCAAGAAGCAGGGAAAGCUUCCUAGCAGCACCUUCCCCGAGACUGACCUCCAGGGCAGACCUGCCUACCACUGCCCAAAGGAGAGGCCAGGGAGCCGGCCGCCACCUUUCACCACAGGACUGUUGGAGAAGUUGGGCAGGACCCCUUUCAGAGGCUUCUGCCGCCUUGCAUGCUGGAUCUGGCCACACGGGGAGACCCUUCCCUCACUCUCAGGCCUGCAGUGCCUAUGGUGAACAGUUUCCCAGAGAUACUGGGGUCUUCUUUGGGUCAGGGCAAGUUCUGGUCAUGCCCAACCUCUGCCGCCUCGUGCAGUGGCCCCUGCCUGAAGCCACACUCCCCGAGGCCGGCCAUUUGUGACCACCACUCUCCCGUCUGCUGUUACUGCCUCGUGUGAGAAACUGAUUAAACCUUUAUGCCCACAUUGGA
This is a messenger RNA of Tupaia belangeri chinensis (Chinese tree shrew), 3699 nucleotides long. RefSeq names its product glycogen phosphorylase B (gene PYGB). Gene Ontology annotation, molecular function: pyridoxal phosphate binding; glycogen phosphorylase activity. The transcript has 20 exons. Gene Ontology annotation, biological process: glycogen catabolic process. NCBI's taxonomy places the organism in Eukaryota, Metazoa, Chordata, Mammalia, Scandentia, Tupaiidae. Gene Ontology annotation, cellular component: cytoplasm. Bases 1 to 2334 code for a protein of 777 amino acids. The record is from RefSeq and is a predicted model, not a curated record.